AUGGAAGAAGAGGAUGACUGUCAGUCCCCCAUUGUCGACGAGAAACUUUCCACCGAAACGAGACUGGACGUUUCAGCAAGUACCGAGUUGGAGAUGAAAAAAUCGGUACCAAAAGAUUCGUCAGUGGAUCUUCAAGUUCUGACCGGCCGAUCUAUGGAACUCUUCAAUCGAAUGGAUCUAGAUAAAGAGAGAAACGAAGGUUCAUCGUUGGAUCAGCAAGCGCCGGCGACAGAAUCCAUACCGGAAGUGGACAACGAGGACAACUGGUUGUCGUAUCUCGAUUGCGACGCGAUCUUCGACGUGACUUGUGAAAAUCUGUCCUAUUACAAUUCGACCAAAGCGGAGAAAGGUAGCGACAGUGAUCUCGACGACACGUUAACGUUCGACGAUGCCGAAGACUGCGAGACCUUGGCUCGAGACGAAGGCUCGUCGAACGAUUCGUGCUGCCAGCAAAUCGUCGACGAUUUCGAACGAUUGCCGAACAGAAAUUUCGUUGUUUCGUCAAAAAUAUCAUCGAUGGAGAUCAAGAUCGAUCGUCCAACUGCAUCUGAGAAUGCAGCUUUGACGGAGGAUGACAUCACCGAAAGUGAAAUGAUAAAAGAAAGUAGCAACGAUGGCGACAAAGAGAAUUAUAAUGAAAAUUUGCGAGAUGAAUCAAAGAAUCUUGACGAUGAUAAGAUUGAAAAAGAGGAGCAGCUAUUGUCUGACACUUACGAUUUCUCCAGCGACUCCGACGACGAACAGGAGAGGAAGUUGAUUUAUUCCUCCCCUACUGUGAACAUUUCCGCUUACUUCAAGUUCAGAGAUAAUUUGAAGGAUUCGAAACUAGAAGCAGCCUUGAAUCAGCUCGAUCCGAAAAUGCUUCGCGAUAAAGAACCUCUGACACUGGAAGAAGUUGAAGAAACGUCAACAAAGGAGCGAACGGAUGAGAGUGAAACGGAGAAGAGUUUGAUAGAACCUGCGGAAGAAAAAGGACCUAAGUACGUGGAAUCAAGGUCUCCGGAGGGAUAUCUGGAAGAGUUAGCUCGGAUCACCGAGUCGAGUUGCCCGAAAACCGAGGAGCAGGUGCAGGAGAGAUUGAAAAGGAUCGCCGAAGGGAAAGCGGAAAUAGAAAAGUGGAAGAACGAGGCGUUGAAGGAUCUAUCGGUAGAAUUCGAGGAGGUUGAGAAACUCCUCCUGGAACAGAAAGCUCUGAAGAAAAAUCAGUCAACCGAGGAGUUCGACAGCGAAUCCGAGGAAUUUCUGAAAACCGACAUCGAGAUGCCUUUGACGAAAGAUCAAAUAGCUGAGAGUUUCAAAUCGAAAACGGAGGAGGAGGACAAACGUCGUACGGAAAUGUUGCAAGAAUGUAUACAAGUUAUUCCGAGAGACGAAGACACGGAACAGUCCGUAGAAGAAUCAUUUGAUGAUGAAGUAAGAACGAAGAAGUCUGAAACUUUGUGUACGAACGAUGACUCGAAAGCUGUUGAAACAAUAGUCGGUGGAAUCGUGCAGGACAUUAUUCUUGACACAGAGGAUUCUUUAUUUUGGCGGUUUGGCACGGACCAGGAAGAGAGGACGUAUAUCAAAGGGAAAGUGUACGAGUUCGACGAAAAGAAGCAUGGCGCCAGAAUGACCGAGGAUUUCCUGAAGAAGCAUUGCAAGCUGACCAAGCUCUAUCAGACACCUUAUUUGAACGACGUGCUCUAUCUACAUUUCAAAGGUUUCUCUUUCAUCGAGAAUCUAGAAAAGUACACGGGCCUGAAGUGUCUCUAUUUGGAGAACAACGGUAUCAGGGAGAUCGCCAAUCUAGAGAAUCAAAGCGAAUUAAAGAGUUUGUACCUUCACAACAACCUAAUCAGCAAAAUCGAGAAUCUUCAUUACCAGACGAAGCUGAACACACUGAAUCUAUCUCACAACACUAUAAGGAGGAUCGAGAAUCUCGAUAGCCUCAAGUUCCUGAAUACUCUAAACCUGUCGCACAACUACAUACAAGACACCGCUGACAUUGAGCAUCUCCGAUUGCUCGACAGUCUCUCGGUACUGGAUAUUUCUCACAACAGGAUAAAGAGCAAUCAAGUUGUUAAUAUUCUAGGGGACAUGAAGGAGUUAAGAGUGGUGUGUCUAACGGGCAACCCAGUUUUGAAAUUGAUCAAACUGUACCGAAAGACGAUGAUCCUGAAAUGCAAAAAUCUGAGAUAUCUCGACGACAGACCGGUGUUUCCGAGAGACCGUGCCUGCGCCGAAGCUUGGAUGCGCGGAGGGCCGUCCGAAGAGGAUGCCGAAAGGAAACGGUGGAUCGAGGCGGAGCAGAAGAAAAUCAAUGACAGCGUGCGAGCCCUGAUAAACAAAAGGAAGCUGUACAAACCGGUCGGGACGUCCGAAAAGGAGGCGGAGGAUAAGAAGAAGACGGCGGAGGAUGAAGAAGAAGUAGCUGCCACGAGCAAGCUCGUGUGCACGAGCAACGAACUGCUCAAGCUGGAGAAGAAGAAAAACUCAGCUGUCUCAUCCCCUUGCGGCUCCUCCGCGUCCUCCUCCGACGAAGAGGUGGAGAACGACGGAUUCGGGGAAAAAGUGAUCGAGAAAAGCGACGGAAAGAGGCCAAUGGCGGAGGAAGAAAGAAAAACCACCGUCGAGGACACAGCUGACCUUUUGUUGCCCUGGAAAAUCCAGACGUCGAAGAGCAAGAAGUCGGUGAAAUUAGUGGAAGAGCUGACAGAAGCGAACGAGUACGUAGCAGGUGACGAGGAGAGGAAGAGGUUCGGCGAGGAAAUUUUGGACGAGAGAAGAAGCAUCGAAGAUCCGCCAAGAGAACUGGCCCAUUACGAGAAACUUGUCCCGGAGACGAGCAAUGAGACCGAAGUUACUGCACGAUGUUGUAAGUCGCAACAGGGGGACCAGGGCGAUAGAAAAUCCUUCGAAAGCACCUCCGUCUCCUGCGAUAUUACGUGCCCGAAGAAAAUUGAAAAUCAAACUGUCUGCAAAGAUAUCAUAGAGAAUUAUCGAAGGAAAGACGAGAGGUAUCCUUUCGGUGGUCAAUUAAGCAGCAUCAGGCAGGACAUGAAGGGAUUCUGUGCGGACAUGGACAAGUUUGUCCAGGACAACAAGAUCGUUUUCGAGAACGGCGAUGUGAAAGGAUUCUGGGGCGAGAAGGAGGUGAAAGAAUCGCAGGGAGAUGAAGAAACGGAAUCAUCGGUUAAGGAAGAAAACAGAUGGUGGAACGCGAAGGAGAGGAAAUUGAAGGUACAGAAGAUCCUGGAGGAGCGAGAAGAGAAGGCGAAGAAAAUCGAAAUCGUCGAUGAAAAUGAUAGAAAAGAAGAAAUAAAAGGAGUCUCGUCUUCUGAUAGCGUUUACGGUCUGCUGAAUUUAAGAACGUGUUCGGAGAUUCUUUUAAAAGACGUACAAACUUAUCCGAAAAACGAAGAAUCUGAAUCCUCUGAAUCAACAGAAAGACCGGAAGAACCUUUUUCGAGUGCUGUUUGCUUUUUAUGUAACGAACUGAAUAGUAAAAAUCGAACGAACGGAAAAUUGAAAAUAUCUAAAGCGGACAGUCAUUGCGAAUUGCCAGCCAUAGAUGAAUCCGAAGAAACGAUCGAGGACACUGUUCAACGUAACAAAUUAAAAAAGCUCGACGAAAAGGAACCUGUCGAUGGUGUAUUAAUUAAUUUAACCGACAGCGAGUCAGAUAACGAAUCAGUGGUAACUGUGAUUGAUCUUUACGACGAAUCCGCGAAAGGAAGCGAAUGUUUGCUUCCAAAAUUGAAGAAUUCUGCUGUAAACGUGAACGCUUUAAAAGAAGGCAAGUCGAAAUGUUUCCUUCGAGUUUCCGAGGGUGUCAAGAUGGCAAAUGAUAACACAGAGACUCAUCGAUCGAAGGUUGAAGAUUCGAGUAACGCGAUAACUUCGAAUCAUUCUUUGAAACCGCACAAGAGAAUUGGCGACUGCGACAACGCGGAUGUCGCUGUCAAAAAGUCUCAUCUAAUCGAAGAAAUUGAUUCAGAAAGGGAUUUAAAUAACCGAAAAAUCGAUCACGAGGUGGCAGAAAGAUGUAGACGGCACAUGAUGAAGGAAGCGAAGACGUUUAUGAAGAAGAAAUCUCCUUUGAUCGAUAAGUACGUAGAAAAUUUUAUAAUCAAUAAAAAGUCCCAGGGAAAUGUUAUUUCGAGGAACUACGAGCAAAUGGAUUUCUUGGAUUUAACUUGUGCGAAAACGAUUUUCCAAAAAUCUUUCGACGAUUCUGAAAAGUCUCAAAGGAAACUCAAAGAGUCAUCCAACGUGAAAGACGUGGAAGAUAAAUCGAAAUUCUACAAGUCAAACGUUGAAUCAGUCGCUGAUCUUCUGAAGGAUUCGGAAAAUUUCGAAAAACAUGAGAUCAAGAGGAGCAUGGAUCUUUAUAAAGAUUUCUGUGAACACUUGGAGCAAAGGAACAGCGACAGGAAACUUUUGAUCGAGCCGGAUUUUAUGAAAAGCGAGAAAAUAGAUGCCGAGGAAAAGAAAUGCGAAGUUCUAUCGUCAAUGGAGACGAAACAGUCGAAGGAGGAACAAACAAAGCCAUUGAUCGAGGUGAUUGCAGAUGAUCCAAGAAACUUGGAAGACGUGGAACAGGCUGAAGACCGAUCAUCCGUUGACUCGGAAGCUUUCACGAUGGAUCCCGCGUUAAGAGAUAAGAUAUUGAAGAGUAUAAACGCCCCAAAAAGUGAGGAGCAGAUUGAAAGAGGGAGAAGGUCGGCUGACAAAUUGAUGAAGAUGUCCAGAGAAGCUAUGGCUAAAGGGAAACCGAUGCUAGAUCAACCGUCCAGUAGCUGUAUUCAACAAUUAGAACCUGACGAAAGCAGAAUAUUCUUUAAGCAUUUAUUAAACGACGAUUCCUCGAAAAAUCUGAAACAAAAUGUUAAUAUAAAAGCAGAAGAAUGUAACGAGUUAUCCUCCAACGAUGAUACUAGUCAAAAGAAAAAUGAUAAAAUAAAGAAAAGUCUGGAGUUGCAGGUCGUGCAAGAAAACUGAAAGCAUUCCAUAGAAAAAUGAAAAAUAUUAACAUAGGUUCUAUAAGUUAAGUUACGUCUCUGUAUUCUCCUUUUCUUGUAUUCAAAUAAACGAGUUGAGCGAAAAUCAAUUGAAAUGAAAAGAAAGAUCAACCGAAGAAUCGAUAAAACGACGGAUGUUAAAAUACAGAGUCGACGAUCUUCUACUACGUACACUUUAUUUUUCAUUUUCUUGUCCACACUCACAUCAAUUAUAUAAUAAUAAUAAUGAUGAUGGCGGUGAUCCGGUGAACCGUAAUUAAUAGUAAGAAUAAUUAAUCCGUAAUUAUGCGUAAUGACAAUCGGCUGCUUGCAAACGAAACAACAGUCUCCGACGUUUUUACGUUCUCGUCGUUCACGAGGACGAAUCGGGACCCGAAAAUCCAUCCUUCGAUAAUCCCGUGUCCUCUUAAAAGCUUGGCAAAAAGCUCGUGAUACUUUUAUACGUUUAUAUAGGAUGAUAUCGGAAUGGAAUUUUUUCUUUCCCUUUUUUUUUUUUCUUUUUUCUUCGCAACGUUCUCGUCAAACCUUGUUUCUUACACAUUUAAUCGCUUUUACAUUUCCAUUCGUCAGAGUUCUUCUCUUGUUUUCUUUUUCUUCUUUCAUUUCUAUUCGACCAUUUCCCUUUCCGUACGUUCAGCUCGUUUAUUUCAUAUAAUAAUACACGCCAGACGAAUGUCGUUCUCGCGUGUGCUCUUAAAAACUAUCUUAUACUGCUCUCUCUCUCUCUCUCUUUCUCUCUUGCUCAUCGCAGGAAGUAAAGAAACGUACAGAUACAUUAUACUCCACUGUUUCUAUAAUUAUUACAAUAAUAGAUUUAUAAAUUGUUCUCACAUUCCCUCACCCAUACACACUGAUUUUCCUUCACGCUCCUUUCACGCGACAUCAAGCAGAGAAAAAAAGAUCAAACAUUCGCGCACUUGUUAAUCGUAAAAUUGUUCAUACACGAUUUUCACACGCUCACGCAUUCGUUUGCUCCCUAAUUGUAAGUUAUCCUCUUGAACUAUACCGACCAUCAUCGAGGAAGUGGUUGUCGAUGAUCAGAGUCGGGAAAGUGUUAAAAACAUUGAUUAAUUAAUUGAUCUCGACUAUUUUAUCGGAUAAAUCAAGAUCGGAGAAGACGAUAGGAAGUGUCCCGAGGUCAAUAUCACGUGGCGUUACAAAGUUAUGGCCAUUUUAAAAAAUCACAAUUUUAUGCUGGCUGAAGAGAACUAAGCUAAGCUAAGUUAGAGACUAAUUAUUCUAGCCGAGGAAAACUAAGCUAAUCUAAAUUAGAAACUAACUACUCUAGCUGAAGAGAACUAAGCUAAGCUAAGUUAAAGACUAGCUUUUCUAGCUGAGGAGAACUAAGCUAAGCUAAUUCAAAGGCUGGCUAUUCUAGCUGAUAAGUUAAGUUGGGUUAGGUUAGGUUAUUUUUUGAAUUCGAAAUUAUCGGAAAAUUUUUGAAAAAUUGUGAUUUUUUAAAAUGGCCAUAACUUUGUAACGCCACGUGAUAUCGACCUCGGGACACUUACUAUCGUCUUCUCCGACCUUGAUUUAUCCGAUAAAAUAGUCGAGAUCAAUUACCUGGGAAACUGCAAUCCAACCUUGAUUAUGAUUAAAAACAAUCGGAAUAUUUUAUCUUUCUAUUUCUAGAAUAGAUUCAAAGGAUUAGAAAUAAAUAAAAAAAAGAAUUGAUAGAAUUCUACGAUCAUCGAUAAACACUUCCUUGGUCACAUUUGUGUAUACAUACGUUUAUCUCUUUGGGUUUAAAUCUUCGCUUAUUAUAUCGUAUCGUUAUAGCGUCGGUUGCUCUGUUGCUUCCGUCGCGGUUAAUUAGUUUAAUUGUUUAAUGCAUGACAGCCCUUACACGUUACGUUACAGAGAGAGAGUGUGUACCUUAACGACUAAUGCUUGUAAUAUUAAAAAAGAGUUCUUUCGGGUUAUCGAACUAAAUGAAAUGAAACGUCUCGAGAAGCUCGCCGCUACGCGAAAUUCUUUCUUUCCUUUAUCAUGCUCGAUUUCAUUCUCGCGAUCCGGGUAAUUAAUCGACAAGUUUGGAUGAAUAAUAUUAACCCUUGGACGGCGGACCAUGGAGAAAGCCACAAUUUGAAUGUAAUUUUGUAUUUCAUAAUAUUAUUUUCAUU
Osmia bicornis bicornis is the source of this 7126-nucleotide messenger RNA. RefSeq names its product dynein axonemal assembly factor 1 homolog (gene dtr). Lineage: Eukaryota; Metazoa; Arthropoda; Insecta; Hymenoptera; Megachilidae. Gene Ontology annotation, molecular function: protein binding. The record is from RefSeq and is a predicted model, not a curated record. Bases 1 to 4983 code for a protein of 1660 amino acids. The transcript is spliced from 13 exons.